CAGCAGCGGACGAUGCAAUGCUGUUGCCAUUGCGAACCAAAGGCCCACUCUGUUUUGUUUUGAAGCGUUCAAGCAUUUUCUCACAGUCCUUGCCAGAGGACUCGCAUCCCGUGAUUCUGUUCGGAAAUGUUAACGAAGAAGGAGAAACUUCUCAUCCGUCCGUGGCAAAUGCAACGGUACAUCAACCAUCGCAUCAAGGUGGUAACGGCCGUGCCGGCCAUCGAUUUCCAUCCUCCGCCGGAACGAGUUCACAUUACCCAGAAGCUGAAGAAGCAGCAGAAAGAGCUAGAACGACAGGAGAAGAUCGAACAGGAGAACAUCCGCUUGCUGCAGCGACUCGGGGCAAUCAUGAGCAAGAAGCGACUGGACAACAUUUGGACCUACACCCGACCGAAUUUCCUUAGCCGUGAAUACAUCUAUCCGGUGCGCCCAAAGACCACUCCGGAUUCGUCCGGGCGACGAGGUUCCUCGGCGCAACCGACGGGUGGUAGCUACUCCGAUACGACCGUGUCACCGUUGGCCAAGAGUACGAUAAGAGCGAUCCGCUGCAGUGCGUGCAACACACCGCGCCGAUUGGCCACCCAACUCAAUCGGGUAGCACCGGAAGGCCGCAUACCGUGGGCACCGCAGCGAAAGACCACCAACCGUAAGCUGCUGCAAGAGGCGGAAACGGAGCAGCACGUUUGCUGUCGGUUCUGUUGCUGCUGAGGCGAAGCGAAUACGACGGGCACCGAACACUACCAACCCCUUACCACGGCCAACGGUGGCCAUGGAUAACGUUUGGAAAUAAUUAGCCGCACACACAGAGAGAAAGUAGAGUU
Anopheles bellator is the source of this 821-nucleotide messenger RNA. RefSeq lists its product as uncharacterized. NCBI's taxonomy places the organism in Eukaryota, Metazoa, Arthropoda, Insecta, Diptera, Culicidae. The coding region runs from base 127 to 708 and encodes 193 amino acids. The transcript has 3 exons. The record is from RefSeq and is a predicted model, not a curated record.